GGAGUGAUGUGUUUUCCUCCUUUCCGGAAGUGUGGAGUGAAAUCUGUAACACAGCCCAGGUUUAGGAGAAGAUCAGCACUUUAACGGAAGCUCAUCAGAGAAGCGAGUUCCUCCAGAGAUGAAGGAGGUCACGCCGCUUCAGCCGGACUCGAACCCCGGGACGGAGGCUCUGCGUUACUCACGCUGCACUGCUCGGAGUCUGGAGAACCGGAUCCUGACCCAGGCCCCAUCGCUUCUCCUCCAGCCGCCUCCAUGGGCAAACCUGACCUCGUCGUGUCCAGCUCUCUGCCCGUCCAGCCUGUCCUCCACAGCCUCGUCCUCUCCUCUGCUGUCCACAUCAUCCAGCCUGCUGUCCUCGUCUCUGCUCAGCACCGAGAACACUCAGCUGAAGUACGACCCGCUCACGCUCUCGUCUCUGUGCUCUUCUCAACCUCUGAGCUCACUGAUUCAAAGCACAGCGCCACCUACUGGUUCUGAAGCUCAUGAGAAACAUGCGGAGAUGAAAAUGGAGGAAGGUGAAUCAUGCUCCACUGACGAAUUCUCUUCAUACAGCGAGGAGCUAAAUGAGACCUUCGAUCAUGAGGAACAGAUGGCGAUGGAGGUUGAGGGUGAGCCCCCAGCUGAGAUGCCUGUCCUGAAUCUCAGGCUUACUGAGGAAGAGGAGAAGCCAACGCUUGACCUGGAUGAAGGGUUUGGAGAGUUCGAAGCAGGCUCAGAUGAACAAGCAGAAUUACUGAAGGAAAAUAAGUAUAAGCUGCUGAAUGUGGUGUGCUGCUCCAUGGUGCACAAGACCAAUUUUCCUGGACAGCAGGACUGGGAUUCUAGUGGAUCUAUGUGGAACAGAAUAAAACUCCUGGGUACCCAUAUCACUCUUCAUGACCCGGAGUUCCUGCUCAAGGUGGCUGUUUACACCAGACAGGAACUGAACAUCCGCAUCACAGCUAACUUCCUGCUUGCCCUCGCUGCUCACCUGCCCAACUCUAAACCGCACCUGAGGAGGUAUUUCUGCUCCGCUGUGCAACUGCCAUCCGAUUGGCUGGAAGUGACGAGGAUAUACAGCACGUGUUUCAGCAGGUCUCUGCCAUCGGGUCUGAAAAAAUCUCUGACUGAUAAAUUCAAGCAGUUCAGCGAGUAUCAACUGGCCAAGUAUAACACACGCAAACACCGCUGUAAACACAAGAAAAAACGCAAAGAAAAGUGUGUGCAAAAGGUCUCUCCUGAGCAAUGGGAUAAUUGGGCGUGGCUCGUGCUUGCAGAACCUUCUGCUCUUAAGUCAUAUCUGAAGAUGGACCAGAGACCAGCGGUGGAUAAAAAACAAAGCGAGUUUAAUAUGAAGAAGCUGAUAAAACGACUCCACAUCAAACAGCCGGCCGAGUUCGUCAUGAGCAUCCUUGGGAAAAGAUACCCGGCGGAUGUGAGGGCGUUCUGGCGCAGUGGGCUCAGUGGGGUGUGGCAGAGUGAAAGAGCCAAUCAGAAGAUGAGACUGAAGCAGCCGGAGACGUGGGAGACACGACUGAGUCAGGAAGGAAACAACGCCAGAACCUGGGAGAAGCUCAUAGAUAAUAACUCUCUCCCCUUCAUGGCCAUGCUGAGGAACCUGAGGAACAUGAUCACGCAGGGCAUCAGCCACAAACACCACGACAAGAUCCUCAAACGCCUCAGCUCAAAGUCGGCUGUGAUCCAGAGCCGUCAGUUCCCCUUCCGCUUCCUGUCGGCUUAUAAAGUCAUUCUGCAGCUCAAGAGUUUCAUCAGUGAUGAGAAGGCGAAAAUCAUCAGGAAGAAUGUCCUGCAUGAGAUUUUGCAGAAGAUACCAAGGAAUCCAAAAUGUAGGCGAACUUCUUGGUCGACAGUGAACCGGAGCAGGCUACGCCUUACACUCCGGAUUCCUUUUAUCCGUGGUUUCUAUCGCUCAAAACUCAAAGCGCUACAGAAAGUCAGACUGAAACACUACACUCCAGAGCUGCUGCAGCGUUACUGUCAGGCCCUGGACAAGGCCAUACAGAUCUCCUGCAGGUUCAACAUCCCUCCUCUGUCAGGACACACAAUCAUCAUCAUGAACGCUUCCUGCAUGUAUAAAACAGUGCCAGAAGCUGAUUUCUGCCUCCCUCCUGAGUCUUCAGACGGAAACCCGGAGAACACAGACCUCUCACCUCGGUUGGCGGAGGUGGCAUCGCUGCUGGCCGUGAUGAUCAGCUACUGCAGUGAGCACACACAGUUCCUCCUGGGAGACGAUGAUGGUUUACAGGAGAUCCAGUUCGAGUCUGAUGGGCUUUUGGAGAACGCGAGAAGAGUGGCCAAGCUGGUCUCGGAAUGUCCAAAAGCGUCUCGGAAGAUCAUGCACGGCAACUUCUUCUGCAAGCUUCUUGAAGAGAAAACAAAGGUGGAUAACAUCAUCGUGGUGGGUGAAUACUAUUGGGAUCGGGAGACGAGGCAUGCGAUUCAAAGAUUUCGGAAACUCUCCGUCAACGAACCUUUGGUGGUGAACAUUUUUCUCAGCCUGGGUAAUAUUUGGGACGACACUGAAGCGGAUUCUAAAAUGGUGAACUUGCACGGCUUCAGCGAGCAGAUCCUCAGGUUCAUUUCUGAGCGCGGUUCCUCCAGAUUUUUGGAUCAUGUAGAACAAAUCGACAAACUGCACAACAUUCCUCCUCCAGCAGGUUCUACGGCAAAACCAGAGAGAACCAGCGAUGUCAUGCCCCUGCCUGCGGUUCCCAAACUCCGGUGGCAUGGCGUGCGUGUCUUCAUCUCGUCUACGUUCAGAGACAUGCACGGCGAGCGAGACGUCCUGGUCCGCAGCGUUUUCCCUGAGCUGCGGCGGCGAGCGGCUCCCUUCUGUCUCCACCUACAGGAAGUGGACCUACGCUGGGGCGUCACCGAGGACGAAUCCGCACGCGCCGCUGAGAUCUGCCUCCAGGAGGUCUGUCGCUCUCAGGUGCUGCUGGGAAUUCUGGGAGAGAGAUACGGCCUGAGGCCGCCUCGGCCCUCGCUGCCUGACCUGCCUCACUACAGCUGGUUGAAGUCGGCUCCUGACGGUCUGUCAGUCACAGAAAUGGAGAUUCGUCAGUUUCAGGCCGUGUUUCCUGAUUCUGCUCAGAGCCGCAUGUUCUUCUACUUCAGAGCUCCUCAGCUGCUCAGCUCAAUGCCUGAGGCUUGGAGAGACGACUUUGCAGCUGAAUCUGCGGAAACUGCAGCUAAAAUGAAUGAACUGAAGGAAUGGAUCAGGAACAACGACUUCAGAGUGACGGAAAAUUAUCCGUGUGAGUGGGGCGGAGUCGUAGACGGAAAAGCAUACGUUAAAGCUCUGGAGGAUUUUGCAAAAGCUGUGAUGGAGGAUCUGUGGUCAGCAAUACAGACGCUUUUUGUGGAGGAAUCCGAUGAGGUGGAUCUGACGGUGGAGAUUAAAGAGCAGGAAGUGCACCAGGAUGCUCAGCGGCGGCAGUUUUACGGCAGAACGAAGCUGCUUUCAAAGGCAAAACAGAGAAUCGAGGAAUGUCAGCAGAAAGGCGGGGUUCUGCUGGUGGAGGGCGGGGCUGGCGUCGGCAAAACGGCUUUCAUGGCUGCGUUGGCUCACACGCUCCAAACUCCAGACAAGAUGAAAAAAGUACCGAUGUGUGAUGUCAUAUCCUACUCUACAGCUGCUAGCCAAUCAGCUUCUGGGGUUGAGCCCCUCCUACGCUGCCUGGUCCAAUGGUUGAGGAAGAGGAAGCAGCAGGAGGAGGAGCUUCCUUCCAGCACACCUUACAAAGGUCUGCUGUCGGAGUUACUCUCGCAUCUGAAGGAGGUGAAGAAAGGACGAUCUCUCGCUUUACUCAUCGAUGGAGCGGAUUUGGUGCACGAUGCUACAGGGCAACGAAUUUCCGAAUGGAUACCACAACGCGUUCCUCAGGGUGUGUGCCUGGUCCUGAGCGUCGCUACGGAUUCAGUUCUCCACAACAUUAUGAGCAAAAAUAAAAGCUGCACGCUGUUUGCGCUGGGGCCGUUACUGCUGCCGGACCGGAAAGAGAUUGUCCAGAAGGAGCUGAGUGUGUACGGGAAGAAACUGAGUGAUUCCGCCUUCAAUAACCAGCUCCAGAUGCUGCUGAUGAAGAAGGGAGCUGUGAGUCCACUGUAUCUCCGCUUGGCCUGUGAGGAGCUCAGGAACUACGCCUCGUUUGAAAAGAUGAAGGAGAACCUGCAGUGUCUCCCCGUGUCUCUGUGUGAACUGAUUCAGCACAGUCUGAUCAGGCUGCAGGCUCAGUACGGAGGAACAGGACUCAACUGGACCCUGGCUGCUCUGACUGUCAGCUCCACUGGUUUGAAGGACCGAGAUCUGCACUUCCUGUUGAACCUGUGCACCGAUCUGAGCUCCACACACACUGUGCUGAACUGGCAGGAAGUGAUCAAACUCGCCAGGAACCCAAAAACCAGAGUGCCCAUGGCCACGUUCUCACAGCUGGCUCGAAGUCUGCACAGUCUGAUCGGGUCGUCUCUGUCUGUGGAACCGGAUCAGUCCUUGGUUCUCACCAAUCCAGAUGUGAAAUCAGCGUUUGAGCAACUUUUCCUCUCUGAUCCGGACAACAGAACCAGAGCACACGUGAUUCUCGCAGCCCACCUGUGGGUGCGGUCAGAUCCACACGGACACGACACGUUCCUGCACUGUGACCCGGACGCACUCGCGCAGCUUCCUGCUCACCUGGUGAAAUGUGGCCAGUGGGAGGCGAUGCACUUCCUGCUUUGCAGCUACUACUUCCUGUAUGCUAAUGUGCAUCAUGGACUCCUGCGCAGCCUCAUGGAGAAUUACGUUCUGUAUGAAAAGAGGAAUGAUGUAGACAAGCCACACUGUCCAGAGGCAUUCGACUGCUCAGACGAGCUCGUAGCUUCUUGUCACUCGUUCCUGAAGCGCCACGCCCCCUUGCUCUCCCAUUGGCCAGCUCUGUUUGUGCAGCAAGCCCUAAACGAACCAGACGCCUCAGCGGCUCACGCCUGGGCUGUUGGUGCAGUGGAGGAGGGAAACGCCCACAUUGUCAGAUGGAUGAACAACUUGAGAGAAUCCCAACAGGAAGCUGGUGAGCUGCUGUCCACGUUUCGGCGCACUCCGUCCUGUGUGUCUCUGAGUCCUGCGGGGAUUCUCAUAGCGGUGGGGACAGAACAGGGUUCUCUCCACCUCUACCACACACACACCAACCAGGAAGUGAAGUCACUGGUCAGUAACUGUGACGGGAUCUCAGGCUGUGUGUUUCUGGAUGAGUGUGUGCUGUGGACGACGUCAUACGAUGGACAGAUGGAGGCAUGGGAUGUUAGCAGUGGCUGUAGGACGGCCCACCUGACCGCCCACUCCAACAGGAUAACAGGAUGUGAUGUCAGCUCAGACAGGAAACACUUUGCAACUGUUUCCUUAGACUCAAGUCUGAAGGUGUGGUCCUCCCAGAAGGGGAAGCAGGAGGCGUCUCUACUGAACCCAUCCCCUCUGAACUGUGUGACCUUUGACCCUGAGGGGAGUCUGGUGGCGGUGGGCUGCUGGGACAGAGCAGUGCGCGUGUGGGACUGGAUCAAACAGGAGAACUGCAUGACUCUGUCAGGUCAUCAGUGUUCGGUACGCAGUGUGUCGUUCUCUCCGUCCUCCUCUCUCUCCCUCCUCUGUUCGGGGGCGUUGGAUGGAGAGAUGAGGUUGUGGUCGCUUCCCGGCGCGUCCUGUGUAUGGGGCUCUCGCGCUCACUGCGGCUCCACUGAGGCUCUUCACUUCCUGCGUGAUGGAGAGUCUCUGCUCAGUGCUGGACACGAUGGCAGGGUCCAGCUGUGGUCUGGAGGUCUCGGGCGCUCGGUUUCCAUGUUGGGGGAUGAAAAGAAGCUGUUGAAGUCCUCAGGGUCCAGACAUGCAGUGAUGUCUGAAGAUGCCGCUCUCUGUGUGGCUGUGAGGGGUUGCUAUGCUGCUGUGGGUUACCAUGGAAACGGACUUAAACUCUACAACAUACAGUCGGGUGGCUGUGUGUGGUCCAGUGAGGACCUGCGUGUGUCCAUGCUGUGUGUGCUCUGGUUGAAAUCUGCAGCAGGCGACGUCCUGCUCUCUGGAGGUUUAGAUCAGCGUCUGCGUCUGUGGAGGAUGCGGAGAGGACAUGAGGACACUCUGACACUCAUAGGAGUUUUGGGUGUUCAGACGGGCGCUAUUCUGGCUCUAAACCAGAACUCCUCUCACGUUGCCUCUGCAUCGGAUGACUUCACGAUCGCACUGUGGCUGAAGAGAGAGUUGACCUCUGACCCCUGGGUUGAGCCGAGAGCAGUGAGUGUUCUGAGGGGUCACAAUGGAGGGGUCACGUGUUUGGCCUUCAGUCCAACAGGAGAUCAGCUACUGUCAGGAGGAAAAGACAAGGCUCUGAUGGUGUGGACAGUAAACUCCUCUCCUCCAUCACUCUCUCGCUCUUUCCUACACUGUCAUGGGGACUGGAUCACAGGAUGCGCCUGGACUCCGUCUGCCCUACUGAGCUGCUCGAAUGACUGCAGACUGCGACUGUGGGACAUCCAGACAGGAAGUUGCAUCAGAGAAGUCUCGACUGCAUCCUCUGUGGGCACGCUGUGCUGCUGGAAGGACUAUGUGAUGUUGGGUUCUGCUGAUGGACAGCUGACGGUGUGGAAAUCUGAUUUAGGAGUGAUUACUGAAAUCAAGGCCCAUCUUUCUCGCCUCCACCACACCACCGUCAUCUCUAAACCAGGACUGGUGAAGAAACCCGAGGACGUACUGAUCGCUACAGCGUCUGAUGAUGGAUCUGUAAAGCUCUGGCAACCGCUGCAGGUUGAGCACCGCGGUACUCUGGUUGGUCACAGCGGUGGUGUUCAUGCUUUAGCGAGCAGUUCUGGUCCAAACUUCUUAACCGUGUCUGAGGAUCGCAGUCUUCGAGCCUGGAGCGUUAAUUCAGACGUGCCUCCCAGACAGAUGGAGAGUGUGAGUGCGAUGUGUUUCCUGGAGCUGCAGGAUGUGCUGGUGUGUGCUUUCAGCUCCGGCAGGCUGGAGAUGUGGCAGCAGCUCAGACGUCUUUACUCCAGUCAGCUGAGUGAUGGCUGUAUCACUGCACUCAGCAGUUUGCCAGAUGAGCAGUUAGCGGUGGGCUGCAGUGACGCUUCAGUUAGUGUGUGGAAGCUGGAGAGAGACAUGGAGCAGUGUAUCACGGGUCUUUCGAAAGUUUCCUCGUACACGCUGAAGAACAGUGUGAUGUUUUUGCACUACUGCACCUCCCUGCUGGCAGUGUGUGUGAACUCCAGCAUCAUCGACGUCUUUCCAAAUGCAAAAGGGAGAUGCAGAAAAUUGCAGGAGUGGCAGGAAGAAGUGCGAGUGUUGGGAAUUGAGGCAGACGGUGAAAACGGCUUGUGGCUGCUGAGAGAAGCUAGAAACGUUGUUCAACUGGCUUACCUGCGUGAUAAUUACAGAGGAGAAUGUGAAGGGGAAGGAACCAAAAGGAAGAAAAGAAGACAAAACGAUAAAGGACGGCUGCAGCUGGACACAGAGGUCAGCCUGAAACCAGGUUUCGAUCAGACGCAGAGGGAGGAGGAGGAGGAGGAAGAGGAGGAAGAGGAGGAGGAAGAGGAGACAUGCAAGCGCAGGGAGUACAACAUCACGGCUGUGGCUUUACGCGGCGAGCUGGUUGUAUGCGGAGAUUCGAAUGGCCACAUGUGGUUUAAUCAGACGCCGACCCUGAGCUCAUGGACUCCAAGGAGACCUGCGCACAGCGACAGGAUCAGCGUCCUGCGUCUCACAGAGAGCGCCGUCAUCUCCGCCUCGUACGACAGGACCGUCAAACUGUGGGACCGAGACACACACACACAGCUGGGCCUGUUUGUGUGUGGCGCUCCGGUCGAGGUGCUGCAGGUGAACCCGAAUGACCCGAGUCAGAUCGUGUGUGGAGACGCUCUGGGGCAGAUUUACUUCUUGUCCUGGAGAGGAUGACGAACACCUCCACACGGCCUUCCACACUCAGUCCAACAUUCACCAUACGAGCUCGGAGUUUGUCACUUUACCGCUUUGUUCCAGAGCAGUUUGGUAUGAAUUUGUUUUGAAACACUAAAUGUUCACAACUACGCACUACGUGAGUGCACUUUAUGUUCCUAUUGAAGUCGCCCCGAGUGUGUUCUUUUACACCUUUCAUAUAAUCCGAGACACAUGACCUGGCCGUCUCUAUCCUUUUACACUCCUUCGGAACACCAGGAACUCUCUCAUUUGCAUGCCACGUGUAUUCAUAACACUCCCCUGUCUUCCUACUCCUCCCAAACGCAGUACUGGGCUGCGUUUCAGUAUGUUCUGGUCAUUAAUGCUUUAAUUAUAUACACUUUACUGGUGCAGGAUGAUUUAUAUUUUUGUCAAAUCAUUUCGAUCUAAAUGCGAUAAAAAUGUGGAAAUUUUAAUGGGAUUCAACAAUUGAGUUGCUUAAUUUCUUCUUCACUGAAGCUGCAGGCCACAGUGACAUCAUACGGGUUUUUGGAGGCCAAGCAGCAAAGCUGCAUAGGUACUCCUCCUUCUCCUGCUUCCUCUUCUUCUUUUGAUUCUUCUUCUUCCCUGCUUCUUCUUCUUUUCUUCUUUUUGUGUCAAUGGCGACCCAUAGAACCAUAUCAUAAAAAAUUUUGAAAUUUGCCACACCGAUUGGGGACGGUCCCCUGAAUCUUUCCAGCAAGUUUCAUUUUCGCACCUGAGUGCUCUAGCGCCACCAAUGGGUCAAAUUUAUACAAGUAACUUGAACCGUGUGUCCAGUUUUCAAAAAUGAGGCAUCAUUGGAUUCCUUGGCUCAGGCCAAGUUCUCGGCCAAUUUUUAAUCAGCUGACAUGAAACUUGCUGCGAGUGGAGAUAGCUGUGUGAACUUAAUGUCAUUUUGCUUGGUUUUUUUUAUUUUGUUUUUUUGCUUUAAUUUGAAUUUUGGAAUAAAUUGCUGAAUAAACACUUAUGGAAAAUA
Molecule: messenger RNA, 8912 nt
Organism: Neoarius graeffei (lesser salmon catfish)
Lineage: Eukaryota; Metazoa; Chordata; Actinopteri; Siluriformes; Ariidae
Gene: tep1
Product: telomerase-associated protein 1
Exons: 56
Coding region: 119-7915 (2598 amino acids)
Biological process (GO): telomere maintenance via recombination
Cellular component (GO): telomerase holoenzyme complex
Molecular function (GO): telomerase RNA binding; telomerase activity; protein binding
Source: RefSeq, a predicted model, not a curated record